UUUUAGAAGCUUUUAGAGCAUAUUUUUUGCAAUGUCGAUAGCAACGCGGCCCGCGCCUUCAUUUUUACUCACAUGGUAAUCAUUCCUUGCUAGCCUCAAUGAGUUUACUUGGGAUGAUGGUCCCAUAUAUAGUGUCGUCUUCACUGCCACGCUUCGCGCUCAUCGUUCAUACGUGCCUCGAGACCGUAUCUGGACUACCAAAACAAGAUAGACGAUGUGGAUUUGAUGAUUGUGAAAUCCUUGGGACUGUCAGCCGUCUGAGCUCAGACACUCUACUUUUACUCUCCUGGACCACAGGAUUUUGCAUCGCAUCCCAUAUGUUCUGCCCAGGUUUCAUGACUCUAUCUCGCUUCUUCUUUUGCUUUGCUCAGGCACCACAUGAUAGAGCCAUUGCGAUCUGAUCAAAGUCGGCUUAAUGCCUCCCGACUUGAAGCUCUCGUCUCCUUGGCAUGCGCAUUUAUUUGUGACAGAGGUAUAUACUCACCCCAUAAUUUAAUUGUCGUGCUCAAUAUCGUUGGAUCAUACUUGAGUUGCACCGCAGGGUGCGUGUAAUCUGACCAUCAGCCAACGCA
Messenger RNA from Suillus discolor, 572 nucleotides. RefSeq lists its product as uncharacterized. The transcript has 4 exons. The record is from RefSeq and is a predicted model, not a curated record. Bases 99 to 401 code for a protein of 100 amino acids. Lineage: Eukaryota; Fungi; Basidiomycota; Agaricomycetes; Boletales; Suillaceae.